This is a messenger RNA of Melitaea cinxia (Glanville fritillary), 1263 nucleotides long. RefSeq names its product ATPase ASNA1 homolog. Gene Ontology annotation, cellular component: GET complex. The transcript is spliced from 5 exons. Gene Ontology annotation, molecular function: ATP binding; ATP hydrolysis activity. Gene Ontology annotation, biological process: post-translational protein targeting to endoplasmic reticulum membrane. Lineage: Eukaryota; Metazoa; Arthropoda; Insecta; Lepidoptera; Nymphalidae. Bases 90 to 1097 code for a protein of 335 amino acids. The record is from RefSeq and is a predicted model, not a curated record.
UGAAAUGUCACUUACAACAAUCAUCAAUUUACGUGUGUUCUAAUUUGUAAAGUUCUGUUUAUUUAUUCAAUUCCAAUCUUGUCGCCAGUAUGGAUGAAAAUACUGAAUUCGAACCCUUAGAGCCCUCUUUACGCAACGUUAUAGAACAGAAAUCACUGCGAUGGAUUUUUGUUGGAGGCAAAGGUGGCGUAGGCAAAACUACAUGCAGUUGCAGUCUCGCCAUUCAGCUAUCUAAAGUACGAGAAUCAGUACUGAUUAUAUCUACUGAUCCUGCUCAUAAUAUAUCCGAUGCCUUUGAUCAGAAAUUUUCUAAAGUCCCAACGAAAGUUAAAGGUUUUGAUAAUUUGUUUGCAAUGGAAAUAGAUCCUAAUGUUGGAUUAACAGAAUUACCAGAAGAGUAUUUUGAAGGAGAAACAGAAGCUAUGAGGCUCGGUAAAGGUGUAAUGCAGGAAAUUGUUGGAGCUUUCCCUGGUAUUGAUGAGGCAAUGAGCUAUGCUGAGGUAAUGAAACUUGUAAAAGGCAUGAAUUUCAGUGCUGUUGUUUUUGACACAGCACCUACAGGACACACACUGCGUUUGCUGUCAUUCCCUCAAGUUGUUGAAAAAGGUCUCGGCAAAUUGAUGCGCCUGAAGUCAAAGGUAGCGCCGUUUAUCAACCAAGUAGCGACACUCUUCGGAUUGGCCGAAUUCAAUUCAGAUAUGUUCAGCAACAAAAUGGAUGAAAUGUUAUCAGUAAUAACACAAGUGAAUACUCAGUUUAAGGAUCCCAACCAGACAACAUUUGUAUGUGUUUGCAUCGCUGAGUUUCUUUCACUGUAUGAAACCGAGAGACUGGUUCAAGAGUUGACAAGAUGCGGAAUAGAUACACACAAUAUAAUUGUGAAUCAAUUGUUAUUACGUACAUCUGCUCCGUGCGAGCUAUGUGCAGCGAGACAUAAGGUACAAGAAAAGUACUUAGAGCAGAUAGCAGAUUUAUAUGAAGAUUUUCAUGUAACUAAGUUACCUUUGCUAGACAAAGAAGUGCGGGGUGUACCUGCGGUUAAGGCUUUCUCAGAGUAUUUACUCAAACCUUAUGUACCACCAAACCCAGCCACAUAACUAUAAUAGUGUGUCUUAUAUUUUGGGUGAUGGUAUACAUUAGCUUCGAAAGAUUUAUAUACAUAUUGAAUAGAGAGCCUUAAAUAAAUUAUAUUAUUAUAAAACAAAGUAUAGUACAGUCAAUUUUAAUUGUAAAAUUGCAUUUCUGAGUAUAUUGUACAUACAA